CGCACCGUGCAAGCCAGAGCCACGCUGCCGCACGCUGCAGCCACACUGCCACGCCUCGCCCCGCCGGCCAGCCACUCCACGCCGCCCCGUGAGGCACGACGCCCGGCCAGCCUAACGCCCCGCCGGCAUCAUCGGCCAUCGGCCCAGCAUCCCUCACUCAGACGAGUUGGCUUUCGGUCGAGGAGUUGUUGACCAUUGGACCAAAAGACGGAGAAAAAAAUGCACCACGACAAUGCAGGAUUCCAGUACGACCCGAAUGACUCGGCUUCUCCUCCAGCAAGGGCAGAGAAAGCAGCGCUGGACUUGGCGGGUUCAGCCUCCGUAAAGAAGGGCACCGCGAUGGCCACCUCACAACCCCUCCCCAUGAAGAGCGUCUCCGGCAAGAGCAGGGACGCCGAAGCGGACGACUACGACCCCUUCGACAACCGGGAGCUGGACCACCCGCUGACGAACUUCGACGCGCUGUUCCACAUGAUGAAGGCCUCCUGCGGCAGCGGCAUCCUGGCUAUGCCCCAGGCCUUCUUCCACGCGGGGUGGGCGCUGGGGCUGGGCGGCACCGCCGCCAUCGGCUUCCUCUGCACCUACUGCGUGCACAUCCUGAUCCAGUCAGAAUACGCGAUUUGUAAAAGGCGGAGAGUACCCAGCCUCAACUACCACGAAAUAGCGCGGGAAGGGUUCCUGGAGGGUCCGCCUAUCUUCAAGAAGUUGUCGAAAGUUGCCGAGAGAUCAGUGCACGUAGCUUUAGGCAUAUACGAAAUUGGGUCAUGCGCCGUAUACACGGUUUUCGUCUCAGAUAACUUGUCGCAGGUGGCCGAGCAGUACGGCGCCAAGCUGGACAUCCGCCUCUACAUGUGCAUCCUGCUGCUGCCGCUCAUCCUCAUCAACUACAUCCGCAACCUCAAGUACCUGGCGCCCUUCUCGUCCUUCUCACUGGUCGCCACCAUCAUCGCCUUCGGCGUCGUCCUCAGCUACAUCUUCAAGGACCUGCCCAACAUCUCCACGGUGGAGCCCGUCGGCGAGGUGCAGAACUGGCCCCUGUUCUUCGGCACGGUCAUCUUCGCCCUGGAGGCGAUUGGCGUGGUGGUGCCGCUGGGCAACGAGAUGCGCCGGCCGCGCGAGUACCUGGGCAAGUUCGGCGUGCUGAACCGCGGCAUGGUGCCCAUCGUCAUGCUCUACGUCUUCCUGGGCUUCUUCGGCUACCUCAAGUACGGCUCCAACGCCAUGGCCAGCAUCACCCUCAACCUGCCGCAAGACGAGAUCCCCGCCCAGGUGGUCAAGAUCCUCAUCGCCAUCGCCAUCUUCGGCACCCACCCCCUGCAGUGCUACGUGGUCAUCGACAUCGUCUGGGGCACCUACCUGCAGCCCCGCUUCCUCAAGCACAACCACGUCCUCUUCAUCGAAUACGUCGUCCGCACCGCCCUUGUCCUCCUCGCCUUCAUUUUCGCCGUGGCCGUCCCCAACCUGGGUCCGAUCAUCUCGCUGGUGGGAGCGCUGUCGCUGUCCGUGGUGGGCAUCAUGCUGCCCGCCCUCAUCCAGCUCAGCACCUUCUGGUACCAGACCCACGGCCUGGCCUUCAAGUGGCUGCUGACCAAGAACGCCCUCCUGGCCGUGUUCGCCGUCAUCGGCCUGGUGUCCGGCACCUACGCCUCCAUCGUGGACAUCAUCGCCACCUACGCAUGAGCGACUGCGCUCGCUCAUCUAAUAAGAGACUGAAACAAUUUAUUAAGUCAAAUAAGUUAGGAUUGCCGCGAGAGAAGCACCUCGAGGCGGAAGCUCUCGGCAAAAUUCCAGACCGGGUUCACCGGACUCGCAUGGUCCAGAAUGCUGCGUUUUAUCAACUGACCAAUUUUUUUUUAAGAAAUGUGUUUUAAAGGAACCCGUUUUGGACCGGAAAGGCUGUGAAACGGGGUCUUGUGUUAUUCCUUGUAACUGAGCCAUUCGCCAUAGCAAUCGAGAGCCGGCUUUGAUCUGACGAUGCUUGUAGCCGACUCGAUGAGAUUGACUCUCUACUGUAACUUCCUAAUUUGAUAGUUCAUACGAAAAUACUAGCAUGUAUAUAGAGAGUACCUGAUGUGAGUCGUGCGGCCGGGCGCCGCACAAAACGUUUGCAAUAAAGAUUUUUUUCUACAGCUAA
Thrips palmi is the source of this 2134-nucleotide messenger RNA. Its product is annotated as proton-coupled amino acid transporter-like protein CG1139. The transcript is spliced from 11 exons. Gene Ontology annotation, cellular component: vacuolar membrane. NCBI's taxonomy places the organism in Eukaryota, Metazoa, Arthropoda, Insecta, Thysanoptera, Thripidae. Gene Ontology annotation, molecular function: amino acid transmembrane transporter activity. Bases 220 to 1680 code for a protein of 486 amino acids. The record is from RefSeq and is a predicted model, not a curated record. Gene Ontology annotation, biological process: amino acid transmembrane transport.